Molecule: messenger RNA, 1018 nt
Organism: Verticillium dahliae VdLs.17
Lineage: Eukaryota; Fungi; Ascomycota; Sordariomycetes; Glomerellales; Plectosphaerellaceae
Exons: 2
Coding region: 227-1018 (263 amino acids)
Source: RefSeq, a predicted model, not a curated record
GCGCACCAUUUUCCAAAAACCACACCUACACCUUCCUGCUUCUUAGCAUAGCACAGCAUAGCACAGCAUAGCACAGCACCCCCUUUGCCAUUAGAGAAAGGCUGCGCAUACUAUUCUUUUCUUCUGUGUGCAUCUACCUACGCCUGCGUCCAUCUACAUCUACACCUACAGUCUAUCGAGACUCCCAUCGGAAUCAUCGGAAAGGAACCCGACCGGACGGACCAACAUGAAAAUCCAAAUCUUCCUUGCGACGGUGCUCACCGCCUUCCAAUUCGCCGUCGCCCUCGUAGCGCCCGAACACCACAUCGUUGAGCGCAUCGCCCGCAACGAGCACAACUCUGAACUGUGGAAGCGCAAGGGCGGAGGCGGUGGUGCUCGCGGGGGCGGUGGCGGCGGUGGAGGCAACCGUGGAGGAGGUGGCAGCAGCAACGGCGGUCGCCCUCCCAACACGGGCGGUUCCCAGGGCGGACGCACCGUCAGCGGCAGCGGUCCCCAGCCCAGAUUCGGCGGCGGUCGCUACUACGGAGGUGGUGCCGUGGCCCCCUACCGCGCCGGCAACCGCAGCCCUGUCGGCUUCAUCGCGCCCUUUGUCCUCGUCGGCGCUGCCGCCCUCUACUUCUGGCCCGGCAGCUGGUACGGCCACCGCGUCCAGCACUACGAGUUCAACAACACCCACACCUUCUUCAACGAGUCGGCCAACGAGAACCAGACCAAGCCCGUCAUCUGCGGCUGCAUCGAGGAACUGCCCUGCGGCUGCGACGAGCCCCAGGACCGCGGCGACCGCGACGCCUUCCUCAACGAGCUCAUCGGCAACGGCUCGUACGCCGCCCUCAACAAGUCGGUCAUUGAUGUGGGCGAGCGCGACGGCAGGAGCACCAUCCUCCUCAACGGCACCCUGCCCAACGACACGACCCUCGCCGACGCCAACGCCGAGAGCGCCGCCGUGCAUGCCGUCGUGCACAAUGUCGGCUGGUGGCCCAUGGCCGGCGCCGCGCUGGCCGCCGUCUUCAUUGCAUAG